Messenger RNA from Nothobranchius furzeri (turquoise killifish), 1479 nucleotides. Lineage: Eukaryota; Metazoa; Chordata; Actinopteri; Cyprinodontiformes; Nothobranchiidae. The record is from RefSeq and is a predicted model, not a curated record.
UACCUCUGACUUACACACUGACUGACGGUCCAAGACAGCUGCAGCCACCAGCCUUCCAACCCAUUGAGACUAUUUGUGGCCAUCUGAACAGCCCAGAGGUCCUGACGAUCCCGCUCCGCUGUAGGAAGCAAGGCGAAAACUCAGCCAGGACAGGGAAGCUGAACAAAAUGGCUGCUUUGACGAUAGAUCCCAUUCAGCAGCCUCGGAUGUACCAGCAGACCUUGCUUCAGGAUGGAUUGUGUGAUCUGUUGGAGAAUGACAGAUUUGUGGAUUGUGUUCUGAAAAUCCAGGACAAAGAGUUCCCCUGCCAUCGUCUGGUUUUGGCUGCCAGUAGCCCUUUCUUCAAGGCCAUGUUCCUGUCUGACUUGGAGGAGAGUAAGAAGAGGGAGAUAAUCCUAAAAGAUGUGGAUCCUGGUGUUAUGGGGAUGAUCCUGCGCUACCUUUACACAUCUGACAUUAACCUGACAGAGCAGAAUGUCCAGGAUAUCUUCAUGGUUGCCAACAUGUACCAGAUCCCUUCCAUCUUCUCUGUGUGUGUGUCCUACCUCCAAGAGAAGAUGGUGCUGAGCAACUGCCUUGCCAUUUACAGACUAGGCCUUCUUCUCGAUUGCCCAAGGCUCACUCUGGCUGCCAGAGAGUUCAUAUGCGAGCGAUACCAGGUUGUUGUCCGGGACCAGGAGUUCUUGCAGCUAGACCCCAGUGAAUUGGCCAUCAUCAUCACAUCAGAUACUUUAAAUGUUGAACGAGAAGAGCUGGUGUUUGAGUCGCUGAUGGACUGGGUCAGGCAUGAUGAGACGACGCGGUUGAAGGAUCUGCCUGAGCUGUUACAUUGUGUCCGAUUCAGGCUCAUCCCUGUGGAGUACUUCCAAGAGAAAGUGGAACGCCACGAGUACAUGAGGUUCAACCAGGAGAUCAAGAAGGAGCUGGAGCUUGUCAAGGAUGCUCACAGAGGGCUUCUCCCCAAGCCAAAGAGCCUUACCAGUGACGGGGCAAAGGGAGGACAGGAAGGUGAAGAUGACCAGGAGGAGGAGGGAUACCUGCCUGGGAUACUGAACAACAACCCUCGCUUUGGAAUGUUUGAGAUGGACCUGAUACUCAUGAUCAACAGCACAGGGACUGUGGCCUAUGAACCAGUGGGAAACGAAUGCUUUGUGGUGUCGGAGUCUACAGAGAUUCCCAAGAACCACUGCAGCCUGGUGACGAGGCAGAACCAGGUGUUUGUUGUUGGAGGGCUUCUCUGCAGUGAAGACGACAAAGAUGAACCACUCAAGUCUUAUUUCCUACAGUUUGACCCAGUGAGUUCAGAAUGGUUAGGAAUGCCAUCACAGCCCAGCCCCCGCUGUCUGUUUGGGAUGGCUGAAGUAGAAAACUCCAUCUAUGUUGUUGGUGGAAAAGAGCUGAAGGAAGGGGAGCACGCUCUCAGCUCCGUCAUGAUCUAUGACAGACAGUAAGUUUAAAGUUACACGGUUUAAAGGUGCA